CAAGUGUCAAGUGCCAUUUGGGCGAACUCGAAUUAAAUUUUAAUUGGCGAUGUUAAAUGUAUUUAAUUAAGGAAUUGUUGGAGAAAUUACAUUAGCUUUUUUAAUUGCUUGUUUCAUCUACUAUUUUUUAUCUAAAAUGAUAGUGGUUUUAUGUGAUACAAUUGAAUAAAAAUCUGCAUAACAAAAGACACGUAUAGAUGCAAUUCUGGUUUAUUAAAAUGAAUACAAAAUUGUUUCUUUUGAUUUUUUGUUUAGCAAUAAAUGGAGCGGUAUCUUCGAAAGUAUUAGAAUUAAGUGAUAAAUUUAUUGAUAUAAGCAAAGAUGGAAUGUGGUUUGUAAAAUUUUAUGCACCAUGGUGUGCAUAUUGCAGUAGGCUGGAGCCAGUUUGGGCACAUGUAGCCCAGGGCUUGUACAAUUCUCCAAUAAAAGUGGCCAAAGUAGAUUGUACACGUUUUCCUGCUGUUGCUAGUCACUUUCAAGUCCGUGCCUAUCCUACAAUCAUGUUCAUAAAGGGUUCAUUCAUGCAUACAUAUAAUGGUGAAAGAAUAAAAGAAGAUAUGGUAAAUUAUGCUUUGAGAAUGGCACAACCUCCAGUACAGAAGGUUUCUUAUGUAGAUAGCAUUGGCAACUUAAAAGAUAUGCAUGAGAUAUUCUUUGGCUACAUAGGCGAACACCAAGGUACUUUGUGGGAGAUUUUUAAAGUCCAAGCAGUAAAAUAUCAGCCUCAUAAUUGGUUUUAUUCUAUGUCAUAUGAGGUGGUGAAAAAAGACCUAAAGCCACCUAAUGAUACGAGUGUAUUUGUUUAUAAAGAGGAUGACUUUUAUUAUUUUGAAACGUCACCACAGCUGAUUGAAGACAAGGAAGCCUUAAAUGCCUCAUUAGAUAAAUGGGUUCACUCUGAGAGAUUUGGUUUCUUCCCUAAAAUAACAAGAUCUAAUUUCAAUGAAUUGUUGGAUAUCGAAAAAUUCCUUGUUAUAACGGUUGUUUCUGAAAAUAAACUAAAUGAAAUAACACAAACUGAAAAAGAUUUUAAGGACAUGGUAGAAGGAAUUAUUAGAAAAAGGAAGCAUGAACUUCAUCACAAAUUCCAAUUUGGAUGGAUGGGAAACCCUGAACUAGCAAAUUCAAUUGUAAUGUAUGAUUUGACAGUACCACACAUAAUUGUAUUAAACUCUACAACCCAUCAUCACCAUUUACCUGAUGAUGAUCCAGUUUUAAUGACGCCAGAAGCUGUGUCAAUGUUUCUUGAUGAAAUACAUAAUCAAGUUGCACCUAAGUAUGGAGGAAAGAGUUUUCUAGUGCGUCUAUAUAGAGGAUUUUAUGAAGCUAGAGCGACUGUGUCAAGCAUGUGGAGGGGAAACCCAAUACUGACUGCUCUUGUGUUUGGACUACCUCUUGGAUUCCUGUCAUUGCUCUGCUAUUCUAUAUGUUGUGCUGAUAUACUGGAUGCUGAUGAAGAAGAAAGUCCAGAAUCACAUGAGAAGAAGGACUAGAGUAUGAACUAAUUAAAAAGUCAUUAAAUUAUUAUAAAGCUAGUGAAAUGGAAUACCAAUGUAAAACAUGAUUUAUAAAUUUUUGUUUUGUGUCAUCAUUCUUAAAAUAAUAAUAAUAAUAA
Zerene cesonia (dogface butterfly) is the source of this 1615-nucleotide messenger RNA. RefSeq names its product protein disulfide-isomerase TMX3 (gene Tmx3). The transcript is spliced from 8 exons. Bases 198 to 1493 code for a protein of 431 amino acids. Lineage: Eukaryota; Metazoa; Arthropoda; Insecta; Lepidoptera; Pieridae. The record is from RefSeq and is a predicted model, not a curated record. Gene Ontology annotation, biological process: peptidyl-cysteine oxidation. Gene Ontology annotation, cellular component: endoplasmic reticulum. Gene Ontology annotation, molecular function: protein disulfide isomerase activity.